Molecule: messenger RNA, 2901 nt
Organism: Coniosporium apollinis CBS 100218
Lineage: Eukaryota; Fungi; Ascomycota; Dothideomycetes
Exons: 2
Coding region: 1-2901 (966 amino acids)
Biological process (GO): calcium ion transmembrane transport; intracellular calcium ion homeostasis
Cellular component (GO): membrane
Molecular function (GO): calcium channel activity; calcium ion binding
Source: RefSeq, a predicted model, not a curated record
AUGACUACGCCCAUCGACGAGCGGGCCGAGCCCAAGUACAACACAAUGACUGCUCAGAGGUCUUCAGAUGAGGAGGGCACAGUCAUCGGAGAAGGGUCUCAGCAAGGCUCCAACGGCAGGGAGCGUGCCAACAGUCACCUGGCCCCUAUACAAACUGCUCCCUUGGACGCGGCGGACCCAUUGAAGACGCUGCAUUCGCCGUCUCAGACUCGAGAGCAGGCCCACCGGCUGGACGAUGACCUGGCAAUGUUGCAGAUAGAGCGGCAGGUAUCACAGGCGAACGAGAUGGAACGCGAGCAGUCGCAGACGCGGAUGCACAAGUCAAGAUCACGGCGGGAAGACCCAGUGGACGAGUUCGAUGCCGCCACAAAUCCAUUACAUGAGAAAGCCGCAAUGUACAAGCCUCCAGAGAACCCGACGACCAAGUUCGCCCAAUUUUUCAAGAGAGUCCACGAGUCCAGCUUUCUGAUCAGAUACUUUACCUACAUUACCCCCCUGGUUCUGAUAAUCCUGAUCCCUCUGUUGCUUGGCGCCCUCAUCUUCCCAGACGCCACCGUUGGCGGUGUCGAGCUUUUCUGGUUCUCAAUAUGGCUGGAAAUUGUCUGGCUUACAUUGUGGGCAGGCAGGAUCCUCGCCAAAUGUCUUCCGUGGCCCAUCGGAAUCGUCUCGAGCUUGUUCACGAACAACAGUAAAAAGUGGAGAGACAUGGGAAAACAGCUCGAAUUACCGGCUACGUUGUUCUUCUGGUGGCUUGCCAUUGAGAUCUCCUUUCUUCCCACCAUGAAGAACCAUCACCAAGACGGAAGCAAGGCAACUAGAGAAUGGGAAAGCGACAUGAACAAGGUUCUGGUUGCCUUGUUCGUGGGGGCCGUAUUGAAUUUUGUGGAAAAAAUCAUCAUCCAGCUCAUCGCGAUCAGCUUCCAUUUGCGGACAUACCAGGAUCGCAUCGAGCUCAACAAGUUUCAGAUCGGCAGCUUGACCAAGCUAUACAAGUUCUCAAAAGAGAAAAUUGCCAUGGAGGAUUCUGAGUUCGAUGUGCCGUCAGGAGGGGCCUCUGGCGCCCGCACACCCGGCCAACUUGUACAGGAAGCCCAGAAAACCACCCGGGAGGCAAUCAGUAAAUUCGGCGAUGUUGCUGGCAAGAUCGCAGGUGAUUUCACUGGACGGCAGGUCGCAACCAGUACGCACCCGCACCAGGUCGUCUUGACGCUGUUGGGCACCGUUGGAGGCAGUCAGGUGCUCGCCCGCCGCCUUUAUCGGACGUUCGCACGCGAGGAGACCGAAACCGUAUACUCCGACGACCUGAAGAGUGCUUUCGACAACGACGAGGAAGCUGAAGCCGCUUUCUCCAUGUUCGACAAAGAUAUGAAUGGCGACAUCUCCAUGGAGGAGCUGGAGGCCGUCUGUGUCGAAAUUGGUCGCGAACGCAAAGCCAUCACCGCAUCACUGAAAGACCUCGAUUCAGUUGUCAGCAAGCUCGAUGAUGUGUUCAUGUUCAUCGUUGCUAUCAUCACCAUCCUCGUCUUCAUUUCCUUAAUAUCGACAUCUGCCGCUGGCGUGCUCACGUCCGCCGGGUCAACUGUCCUUGCGCUAUCCUGGUUGUUCUCUGCGACUGCUCAAGAGUUCUUACAAUCCAUCAUCUUCGUUUUCGUCAAGCAUCCCUUCGAUGUCGGCGACCGUGUGGGCAUUUAUGGCAACACCGGUGUGCUAGGUAAGGGCGACGAUUACUUCGUGAAGGAAAUCGCUCUGUUGUACACGGAGUUCAAGAAGAUGGAAGGCCACGUUGUACAGGCGCCCAACAGCUACCUCAACACUCUGUUCAUUCUGAAUCAGAGGCGGUCUGGCGCGCUUGCCGAAGCCGUGCCAGUCACCGUGAAGUUUGGCACCACAUUGGAGCAGAUCGACGGACUGCGACAGCGCCUGCUCGAGUUUGUCACAACCGAGAAGCGGGAGUAUCAAGGCAAGAUUCUUACGGAGCUUCGCGAAGUGGCGGAGGCUCACUCCAUCACCUUGAACGUUGUCUUCUUUUAUAAGUCGAACUGGCAGAACGAGUUGCUCCGUCUACAGCGACGCAACAAGUUCAUCUGCGCCAUGAUGGUGUCCAUGCAACAACUCGGCAUUGAAGGUCCGCGCAUGCGCUAUCCAGGCCAGAAGGAGUCCUUCCCUCUGUACAUGCAGAACAUUCCCCACAUCGAUAUUCCUAACAUGGGCCACGGGGGUUAUCCCGAUCGUCCAGAGGGCUUUCCACGUAAUGCACCGCAAGAUGCACCGUUCGUUGCGGCCGCCGACCAGCAGCAGCAGCAGCAGCAACCGUUCGGAGACCCUUCCAAUCAGAUGCAUUCAAUCCUUCGGACGGGCUCCACUCGCCCCCGCGGCGAAUCGCUCUCCGCUAUGGGCAGGCGUGUUGACUUUUCACUCGGCAUGAAGGACAUGUCAGCCGGCGACAUGAACGACGACGACCUUUUUGCGGACAGGCAAAGGGCUCGUAUCCCGAUUAGCGUCAGCUCUCCUUCGCCUUCCCGCUCUUCCCAGGAUCGACGUCACUCUCAAGACAGCGUCGGUCGUUCUACUUCCAUUUCCGGGUCUGCCGAGCCGCAUCUCCAGCGCAUCGCUACCGACAGUUCUGACGCGAGAAGGCGGAGCAAUCACCGUAACAGAUUCUUCGGCCGCAAGCGGACGGAUGAGGACGACGUCAACCGCAUGGAAUCCGGCAUGGCUGACAUACCUGAAGAAGGUCGACUAGACACGCGGACGGGUAUGGUCAGCCCUGCAGCUAUGCGCAUGGACACCACCGACAGAGCCAGGGAUGAGGCUCCGGGCGCUUUCUUGUUCGUUGAUCGAGAUUUUGCCGCGCCGAAGAGGAGCCAGACGGAUAAUUAUGAAAUGAGGAGAUUCCGUUGA